AGGGGGGCUCGCCCCCAAGACCAGGUGCUCUGGGGUGAGAUACUUCCCUGCUGUAGGAAGAGGUUCCCCACAGAAGGGCUGUUUCUGGUGCAAACCCCAAUUCUGGGGGAGCCCCCAAUUUCCUUCUAUGAAGCCCUUGAAUGAUCUCACUCAAAAUAAUGCAAGUGCCCAGGUGACAUGUCUUGGGGGACCUAUUCUGAGCGUCUUGGGGGGCCUGUAUUGAGCAUCUCGGGGGCCUGUUUUGAGCAUCUUGGGGGUAUGUUGUAAACAUCUUGGGGGGCCUGUUCUGAACAUCUUGGGGGCCUGUUCUGCAUAUCUUGGAGGGCCUAUUCUGAGCAUUUUGGGGGGUCUGUUCUGAGAGUCUUGGGGAGCCUAUCCUGAGCAUCUCGGGGCCUGUUCUGAGCAUCUUGGGAGCCUGGUCUGAGCAUCUUGGGGGUCUAUUGUGAACAUCUUAGGGGACCUGUUCUGAGCUUCUUGGGGGGCCUAUUCUGAGCAUCUUGGGUGGUCUGUUGUGAGCAUCUUGGGGGAAUCUGUUCUGAGCAUCUUGGGGAGCGUGUUCUGAGCAUCUUGGGGGCCUGUUCUGAGCUUUGGGGGCCUAUUCUGAGCAUCUUGGGGGGUCUGUUCUGAGCAUCUCAGAAAUCUGUUCUCAGCAUCUUGGGGGGCCUGUUCUGAGCAUCUCGGAGCAGCCAACUUAUUGCGGGGAGCCCAGCAGGAUGAGCAGGUGUACCUGGGAGCGGCACCCCCCACCCCCCCAGUCCUCACACCUCUGCCAGUUAUUGCACAGACACAGAUUUGUUGGUGACUCAGGUCUGGGCACUGUGAUUGUGUAGAGGUGGGAGGAGAUACCGAUGGAUGGACAGACGGGUGGAUGGACAGACGGGUGGAUGGGCAGAGGGAGAUUACAUUAGCACCCCUCACUGCAGCGUCCAUCGUUUAUAGCUCAUGAACACCUUUUUCAGGGCUGAAUACUAUUCCACCCCACUCAGUGUUCCUCUACCCACUGCUGAUGGGCCUGUGGUUUGACCCACUUUUCCGCCUGCUGUGCAUCACACAGACCCUUUGAGUGGACCCGUCGUCCCUUCCCCUGACUGGGAGGUGCCCAGGAGGGAACCGGCAGCCCCCUGUGGUGUCACCGUGUCCAACCCUUGAGUAACCCCAUUGGUUUCUGAAGUGGCUGCACCCCAGGAGGCCACGAGGGUCCUCACGUCUGUCUCCUCACCCACAUUUGGUCUCUUCUGCCUUCGCCCUCCAGGUGGUGGCCACCCCAGCAGAUGUGAGUGGGUCUCACUGACUAAGAGUCUUUUAGGGGGAGGGGACUUACUUUAAAAGGGGGGCGGGUGCCAAGCUCCCUUGUCAUUUCCCGACAGGGCCGCGAACGGAUGGUUUCAGCGUGAGGGAUUGCGCCCCCCACCUCACGGGCUCAGCGGCACGCAGGCAGCUGGCCAGUGUUUGCUUUAGGAGGACAGGUCAGCAGAACUCAGUGUCCAGCAGCCCAGGAGGUCAAGGCCAGGCAGCCGUGCUGGCCCUGGGCUUGGACGGCACAGCCGCUGGCACCGUGUCCCUCCUGACCAUGGCGACCACGUGCUCAGCCCUCGGAGGAGACAGGCCCCGGGUGGCGGGCACCGGCCUGUUUCCAGAGCAACUGGACAGGGGCCAGCAGGGCAGGCCGGUUUUCUCUUUCUUCUUUAUCAAGGUGACGUGGGUUUGGGACUCUGUAUGUGAUUCUGGGGCAUAGGGUCACAUGUGUGUUACCGUCUGACCCCCCAACACAGCCCAUGGUCCUUCGCCGUAGACCACUGUGUCCCCGACCCUCCAGCCCCCUCUGGUGGCCUCAGUUCUGCAUGCAGAUUUCUGGGUUUGUUUUGCAUUAGGGUGAGGGUUACGGCUUAGAAUUUAGGGUUUAGGGCUAGGGUUAGGGUCAUGGUUGGGGUCUGUUCCUUUGCUUAAUUUCUCUAAACUCGACACGAGUGAAACUAUCCACCUGACUUCGCCUCGCCCCUUCUGUUCCUCUCCAUGGCGCAGCCAAUGGCAAGAGGCAUCUUUUUCACGGCUGCGUAGUAUUCCACCAUGUGAAAACCACCCCAUCUUUUUUUGCUUUUUCCUUUUUGGAAGAAGGUGGUAUUCGAUGGCAUGAAAUUGACAUUUUUUAAGUUUUUCAGAUGCUUGUAGGUGGACCCGCAGCUGUAAGCAUGACUGUGAAGACAGCCUGGGUCUCCCCCACAGCUUCUCUCUCUCCCUGCCCCCCUCCACUCCCCUCUGGUCCUUAACCCUCAGCACCCCUGAUCCUUUCUCAAUUUUUAUGGUGUGGUCGUUUCAACAGUGCCCUCUGCUGGGGGUCAUGCCCCGGGGAACCCUUGUGAACCUGCUUAGCAGAAUUCCCUGCAGACUCAUCCAAGCUGUUGCCGCCACGAUGGGCUUUUCUUUGUAAUAACACCUGUGAAAAGUCCUGCGGAAAAUCACCGCGGGAUGAGCCCGCUCCCCCUCGUACACCAGCCGCAGCGAACGUUUCUGCUCCUUUCUCCUCGCGGUGGGAGUGUAACUGUGGCGCCGACGCCUCGAGGUGGAGUUUCUGGGUCAAAGAGAAUAUGCGUGUCACGGUUUCCUGGCCACGUCCUCCCGCCCCCUCCCGAGAAGACACAGUCCCGGUCGGGAGGAAACUGUGUCAGCGCCCAAUUAGGUGUUCUGGGGAGGACUGAUCCCAAAGAAGGCUCUUCCUUGUGACCUGUUCUGCUCGGUAAAAGCGAGCAACGGCCCUGCCUUCUACUUUAUUUAAUGGAGUCCCUGGACCAUGUCCAUCUGCAUUGAUUUCUCGGCACCUGCCAGUGCCUGCUUCACCUCUUUUGUCUACCUUGGGGGAGUUGUUAGGUUCUUGUCUUUUUUAACAGUGUAGACACUUCUCCACGGAAGAAGGCAACAGAUCCAGUGUCAGCUUCGAUUUCAAGCCACAUACAUGACCGGGACUUGGGGUGGGGGGGAGCGGGGGGCGGUUUUGCCAGCUUCUGAGCCGUCCGCCAGGCAGUGACCCACACCAUGGAGUCUGUAUCCUGUCCACAUCCUGGUCUGGGCGGUGACACCCUGGAGGUCGAUAUUUCUGUUCCCAGCACAGGAUCUGGUGCCCUCUGGGGUUGGGGCCUCGGCCAGCUGACCCAUGACCCUUCCUCCGUGACCUGAGACAGCCCCGGGGAGGGGUGGAGCCUGUUGGGAAGGCGGGUUUCACGGCUCGAGUGGCAUAAACAACAGCUGAGCACGCUCCGUUCCAAGCCGAGGGCCCCUGUCUCAGCAGAGCCCCCGAACAGUGCCCACAGGCGAGUCCUCCAUGUCUGCUCACGUUUGGGGGAACCCUGAAUGACCACUGACUUUGUGGACACCCAGGGAAUUUCCCAACAGCGUCCAGGGAAGGCUGGGACAAUGCACUAGGCAAAAACAGAGCCCGAGCCGGGGCGGUCAGCCAGCUGCCUGGAGAAAUACUGUGGGGCCUUGCCUCUGACAUGGGUCAUCCCAGGAGGCCUUUCCCUGCACCCACUGAGAGCCCCCGGCUGCCCCGGGAGGUCUUCGUGGAGUAGACAGAAGAGGAGCAGUAGUUGGCACCUGGUGGCCCCAUCUUCUGUGUCUUCCCAGGAGGGAAGUGGUGUGGGAUGCCCCCUGGGGUCUUUCUUACAAAAUUCCAAUCUCUUCAAUUUGUCUUUUGUUGGUUUAAUUUGAAGGCGUCUCAGCAUCAACCCCAGAGACCCCUCCGCUGGUGAAGCCGUCGCAUUGCUGGUUAGGAUUUAACGUGUGAAUUUUAUGGGGUGGGGGACGGGAGAAUUAUGAAAUCCGCGUCCUAUACCGCCCGCUCAAACUCAAGUAGAAAUGGCGUUUGCGUGAAAUGGGCUUGUUUUGAGGGUCACAGAGAGACAACUUAGGAGAAGUGAAUCUGGCCGUAGUAGUUCCAGGUCAAGUUAGUAGUCGCCUACAGAUCUAGGAGCCCCUUAUGACUCGGGAAUAGCCGGGUGGUUUAUUCCGGUCAGAACCAGGCCAGAAAACACCAGUGCGACUUUUUAUUAAAUUCAGCCUUUUCUCGGUUUCGUUUUCCCCGGCAUGGCUUUAAAUAACCCAAAGGGUUGCUUUUUAAAAGAUACUCGUUCACGCUCUGUUGUCCCCGAGGUCUGCAGGAGUUCCUCGUGCAAUUAAUAUGAAAUAUCUUGUUUACACAGGCGAAUUAAAAUAUGUGUGUUUAAGGCUUUGCUCGCUGACAAGAUGAUUAAUUGUAAAAGGAAGUCAUUUGUUUCCCUAGAUUCAGAAACACACAGAGCCACAAAUAAAGGAAAUUAAAGUCAAGCUCGGCAUUCCUAUGUCCUUUCUCCUGCGGAAUUGGUUCCUCUCGCUCCUUCUGGGGCCCGGUUUGGUGGCCACUGGCCCAUCGGUUUUCCCGCCACAACCGGGACGUGUCGCCAUAGUGACCGGAGGGACAGUUGGCAUCGGCUAUGCCACGGCCAAGCACCUGGCGAGGCUCGGGAUGCACGUGAUCAUAGCGGCCAACGACGACGCCAGAGCCCAGGACGCGGUGAGCCGGAUACGCCGGGAGACGCUGAACCAGAAAGUGGAGUUCCUCUACUGCGACCUGGCGUCCAUGAGGUCCAUCCGGCAGUUUGUGCAGAAGUUCAAGAAGAAGGGGCUGCCCUUGCACGUGCUGGUCAACAACGCGGGGGUCAUGAUGGUGCCUGAGAGGAAAACCAGGGACGGCUUCGAAGAGCACUUCGGCCUCAACUACCUGGGCCACUUCCUGCUGACCAACCUGCUGCUGGACACCCUCAAGGCGUCGGGCUCGCCAGGCCGCAGCGCCAGGGUGGUGUCGGUGUCCUCGGCCACGCACUACGUGGGCGAGCUGAACAUGGCCGACCUGCAGGGCAGCCUCGACUACUCCUCGCACGGUGCCUACGCGCAGAGCAAGCUGGCCCUGGUCUUCUUCAGCUACCACCUGCAGAGGCUGCUGGCCGCGCAGGGCAGCCCGGUCACCGCCAACGUGGCCGACCCGGGCGUGGUGGACACGGAGCUCUACAAGCAUGUGUUCUGGGGCAGCAGCAUCCUCAAGAAGAUGCUCGCCUGGUGGGUGUUCAAGACCCCGGAUGAAGGCGCCUGGACCUCCAUCUAUGCAGCAGUCACCCCCACUCUGGAAGGGGUCGGCGGCCGCUAUCUGUACAACGAGAAGGAGACCAAGUCCCAGAAGACCACGUAUGACCUGAAGCUGCAGCGAGAGCUGUGGGCCAGGAGCUGCCAGAUGACGGGCAUCCGUGACGUGACCAAGGACAUCCUCUCAGAGUAGCCGCCGUGCCCGGACGGCCUUGCGUCCCCGCCGCCACUCACAGGUCUGUGGAGGACCCCGCGUCCAGUGUUCAUGUCCGCCUGCCUCGGGGCUCUGUCCCAGCCCCUGGCGGGAGGUCCAAGGGCAAGAGGUGUCCCUUGCGAUGCAUCCCGUAGCUCGUAGUGUUCUACGGGUGCCACGAAUGAUUAAAUCCUGCCGUCUGAGUGUGUGGCGUCCCUUCCUUAGGGCCGAUGCGUAGGUGCGGGUAGAAACCUUCUGGAAGCGAGUCCUGUCCCUGGGCCAUCGUCCACCACCACAUGUGGGCCCUGGUCAUUGUGAGGGUCCUGGGCCCUUGGUGCUCACACGCACUCAUCACGCUGGAGAGCCGGCUUUGGCAGGGGUCCCACAUGGAGCCUCCCAGCAGCAGCCACCACCACACCCGACACCCAACUCCACCCUGUUCACUCAGGCCACCCCAUGGGCACUGCCGUCAGCCUCCAGGUCUCUCACCAGGCACUGGACAGUCUGUAGGGGAGAGAAUGAACAGUUCAGAAACACCACUGCCCGUGGGAAUCUGUGCACAGGGACAACGUUGGGCCAGAGACACCAGGGGUCUGUGGGACAGGAGACUGGGCUGGACAUCACUUGUCUGGGGUCUACGAGACAGAGACAGGGAGACAGGGCUGAACAUCGUCCAUCUGGGGUGUAUGGGACAGAGACAAGGAGAUGGAGCAGCUGGACAUCCCCUAUCUGGGGUCUGCGGGACAGGGACAAGGAGACAGGGCUGGACAUCACCCAUCUGGGGUCUACGGGACAGAGACGAGGAGAUGGAGCAGCUGGACAUCCCCCAUCUGGGGUCUACGGGACAAAGACAAGGAGACAGGGCUGGACAUCACCCAUCUGGGGUCUACGGGACAGAGACAAGGAGACCGGGCUGGACAUCACUCAUCUGGGGACUAUGGGACAGAGACAAGAAUGGGUUGUACAUCACCCAUCUGGGGUCUACGGGACAGAGACAAGGAGAUGGGGUGGCUGGACAUCCCCUCUCUGGUGUCUACAGGACAGAGACAAGGAGACCAGGCUGGACAUCACCCAUCUGUGGUCUACAGGACAGAGACAAGAACGGGCUGGACAUCAUCCAUUUGGGGUCUACGGGACAGAGACAAGGAGACAGGACUGGGCACCACUCACCACGGAACUUUAUAGACAGGGAGAAGUAAGGCGCGAACAUCAGUCAC
Talpa occidentalis (Iberian mole) is the source of this 6519-nucleotide messenger RNA. It is a transcript of the gene DHRSX, whose product is annotated as dehydrogenase/reductase X-linked. The coding region runs from base 4331 to 5302 and encodes 323 amino acids. The transcript is spliced from 7 exons. The record is from RefSeq and is a predicted model, not a curated record. Gene Ontology annotation, molecular function: oxidoreductase activity. Lineage: Eukaryota; Metazoa; Chordata; Mammalia; Eulipotyphla; Talpidae.